GGCAGCAGCACCAUGUCGGGCCCGAGCGCCGUGUCGGACCCGCAGCACCCGGCGCGGCUGCUGCGGGCGCUCAGCUCGUUCCGGGAGGAGACGCGGUUCUGCGACGCGCACCUGGUGCUGGAGGGCGAGGAGAUCCCGGUGCAGAAGAACAUCCUGGCGGCCGCCAGCCCCUACAUCAGAACAAAAUUGAAUUACAAUCCUCCAAAGGAUGAUGGCUCAACGUAUAAGAUUGAACUUGAAGGGAUAUCUGUUGAUAUCAUGAAAGAGAUACUAGACUACAUCUUCAGUGGGCAGAUCAGGCUAAAUGAAGAAACUAUCCAAGAUGUGGUACAGGCAGCUGAUCUCCUGCUGCUUACAGACUUAAAAACUCUCUGCUGUGAGUUUUUAGAAGGUUGCAUAGCUGCUGAGAACUGUAUUGGUAUUCGGGACUUUGCACUGCACUAUUGUUUGCAUCAUGUUCACUACCUUGCCUCAGAGUAUCUGGAAACUCACUUUCGAGAUGUCAGCAGCACAGAGGAAUUCUUGGAACUGACUCCUCAAAAACUGAAAGAAGUGCUGUCGAUGGAAAAACUCAAUGUUGGAAACGAAAGAUACGUCUUUGAAGCCGUGAUUAGGUGGAUUUCUCAUGAUUCAGAAUCCAGAAAGGUCCACAUGAAGGAUGUCAUGUCAGCAGUGUGGGUGUCGGGUCUGGACGCAGCCUACCUGCGCGAGCAGAUGAUGAGCGAGCCGCUGGUCCGCGAGAUCGUCAAGGAGUGCAACAACAUCCCCCUGACACCCCCGCAGCAGGGAGAGGCCAUGCUGGCCUCCUUCAAGCCCCGGGGCUACUCCGAGUGCAUCGUGACUGUUGGGGGGGAGGAGAGAGUAUCACGGAAACCAACCUCAGUGAUGCGGUGUAUGUGUCCUCUUUAUGAUCCCAAUAGACAGCUCUGGAUUGAACUUGCUCCUAUGAGUAUUCCAAGGAUCAAUCAUGGAGUAUUGUCAGCAGAAGGAUUUUUAUUUGUGCUUGGUGGUCAGGAUGAAAACAAGGGAACGCUAAGCUCUGGAGAGAAAUAUGAUCCAGACACCAAUUCAUGGAGUUCCUUACCACCAAUGCAUGAGGCACGACAUAAUUUUGGUGUGGUAGAGAUUGAUGGGAUUCUGUAUAUUCUGGGAGGUGAGGAUGGUGAAAGAGAGCUGAUCUCUAUGGAGAGCUAUGAUAUUUAUAGCCGGACCUGGACCAAGCAGCCAGACUUGACCAUGGUUAGAAAGAUUGGCUGCUAUGCAGCUAUGAAGAAGAAAAUCUAUGCAAUGGGUGGAGGCUCCUAUGGAAAACUCUUUGAAUCUGUGGAGUGUUACGACCCCAGGACUCAGCAGUGGACAGCAAUCUGUCCUCUCAAAGAGAGGAGAUUUGGGGCAGUGGCCUGUGGAGUUGCCUCUGAGCUUUAUGUAUUUGGUGGGGUCAGGAGUCGUGACGACAGCCAAGCCAGCGAGAUGGUGACGUGCAAAUCAGAAUUUUACCAUGAUGAGUUUAAAAGGUGGAUUUAUCUAAAUGACCAGAACCUAUGUAUCCCAACUAGCUCUUCUUUUGUGUAUGGAGCUGUGCCCAUCGGAGCCAGCAUAUACGUGAUUGGAGAUCUCGAUACAGGUACAAACUAUGACUAUGUUAGGGAAUUCAAGAGAAGCACGGGCACGUGGCAGCGCACGAAGCCGCUGUUCCCGUCGGACCUGCGGCGGACGGGCUGCGCCGCGCUGCGCAUCGCCAACUGCAAACUCUUCCGACUGCAGCUGCAGCAGGGAUUGUUCCGCAUCCGCGUUCCUUCCCCGUGAGCCCCGCGCCGCCAGCGGAGGAGACUGGAAGAGUUCUGCGCAGUGCACCAUAAUCUAGCUCUAUUUAAAGGAAAAGCUGAGAAAUUACAGCUGAAAACUUACACUGUAUGCUGUGCUUUGGUAUGGUAACUGUUUUUGUUUUAAAUGCUUACAAAGCUUGAGUCUCAGUACUUGUUUCGGGAACAAAUAACUUAAGUACACAUUAAAAAGAAGAGAAGGGGGAAAAUAAAAGGGGAGAUCGAGGAAACACCUUCAGUCGUAGCCAUUUGGAAUUUAAACCGUGUUGUUGAAGGAGGAUUUUUGGUGUCUGAAACUGGUGGGAAUCAGUUUCCUUUGGCAAAGCUUAUUGAAAAGCAAAAAAAAAAAAAAAAAAAAAAAAAUUUCAGGUGCGUUUCCCCUGCGGGGAACUGAUACGAAUCCUUGUGCUAUCUGGAACUGGAUAGCUGUAAUACACAGAAGCUACAUGAUAACCAACCUCCCUGGUGUGCUGCUGUUGGAGCAUGAGGCCACAGGAGCUGUUGGUCACUGCACCUUUUAUUUCUAGUCCUUUCUCAAAAGGUAAGGUCUGUGCCUAAAAAAUGGUGGAGGUGUGUACAUAGGGUUUUUCAUUCAUUUGCAACGGUUUCAUUCCAACAAAUAUUUUUAAUAUAUCUAUAAAAUGGACUAAUCUGAAAUGGAUACACCCCAGAAAAUGGAUACAGUACACCACAAAGAAGUAAACUGUUUUUUUUCUACGCUGUCAUUCAAGUAGCCCGAUGAACUGGUCUGGAAGUGGGUGAUGUGCACUUCUGAGUGGGCUUUGGUGGCUGUUUUCCUUGAAGUGAAAAGGGAAGACAUGUUUGGAACAGUUAGUGAUAAUUGCUGCUUUUGGUAAGAGCAAAGGGACAAAUUAGAUUGUGUUCCUUUUUACUUCAGAUUGCUUGCAAGCUAAGAAUGGUUUUUAAGACUGAGGACUGUAGAAAGGUGCAUUUUAUGUCUAUUAGAACAAAGGUGAAAUAUGACAAGGGUAUUUAUUUUGCAGAAAACAUGGGUUUUGGACUAAGAGUUAAGGAAAAUUUGUACAGUGACUUUAAAUUGGGAUCAAAUUUGGUUUACUAAUGAUUUCUGUGCUACAGUACAGUCUUGUUUACUGCUGUCUGACUUUGAAAGCUGGGGUUUAUGGUGUGGUUAUAGUGGAGAACUUAGUAUCUUGCAUUUUAUUUCUUACUAAGCCUUGUUCACAUCAGUAGUGAUAUUUAAUUGACUUUUGUUUGUAGUCAAGAUCAGCUGGUAGAACAGUUUUACCUCAAUUUUUGAUUUCAUUGUUGUUGUGAUGGGCAGGACAUAACCUGUAUUUAUUUAAGAGGAAUAAAAUGAGAGAGAUGGUAAAUAGAAAUAAUACCUCCUGCCCUUCAGAAAAAGAGACUUUGUACAACCAGUAUUAUAACUACAUACAAGACUUUCCACUCUGCAACUUUGUGGACCUCAGACAAGCCAAACUCUGCCCUCAGUUUUGUUAGUGUAAACCUUUUCAUCUUUAUUGAAAUCAUCUUACAUAUGUUGAAAUGAUCCCAUACUAGUUCAAAAUAUUGGUAUUUCACUAAAUAGUCCUUGAAGAGCCAUUCUAAAACUUACUUCUGCUCAAUCCUUCCAUAGCACCGAUGUGGGGUUGGAAUUUCUCUGAUUCCUGAGCAGAGGACUGUGGGAGGGUGGGGAAAAGGGCAGCAGCCAAUCUAUUGACCAUUUUUUAAUUUUAUUUUUUUUUACAAUGCUGAAGUCUGCAAAACUUGAACUAUAUACAUCGAUUUUCUGACCUAUAUUAGUUGGCAUAUUAAAAAGUUUAUAUAUUUAUGCAUUGCAGUAAACUUGGAGUGUAUAUAUAUGUCUUUAGAUUUUAAAUUUAUAUAUAAUGCUUUACUACAGAAAUGUGAAACACUAUUUCCAUCCUUGGCUGUCUUGUGAAAUAAAUCAAGUGCUGUUAGUUUAUCUGUAAAACUUCCCUUUUUUGAAAAAUCUUACAUGGAUCAAUUUUUUUUUUCCUCAGACAAAGUGCCAAGAUCCCAUAUUCAAAAGUGAUGAAUGUUCUUAAGUAUCUGUUUCACUUUUGAGCUCAGUUUUCUAAGUGGCUUGGAAAACUUCGGAAAAUGUUAUUCAGAAUAUUGCCAGCUGCUAUCUCCCAAGUCCCUGUAGCUCCCCAGUACACUUGAGGGCAUUCAGCAUCCAGAAAAUGUAAGUGAUAAAUGCACAUGAUAAAUCCAAGUAAAUACUCUAGCAGUGUUUUGCAGUUCAAGUUACUGAACCAAAUGUUUACACUUAGAGUAGGAUUAACACUAGAUGUUCUUAGUUUGUUUUUUUGAAAAGGAAACAGAAAUAAACAAAUCUGCUGGUGAUUGGAGCGUGUUGCGAAUGCAUUCAGUGAGAUUUGACCAAGAAGUUUAAGCCUCUGUACCUGAACCAGUCACAAUCUGAAUUUCUGAGCACAUUGUAUUCAUGUCACGUUCCAUGUGGCUGGGGACCAAAUCUCCAGGGAUGCUCUCCAUGGGUUUUGGGUGCAUGCUCAAGAUUUAGACACUCCUGAGAUCUCAGAACUGGCUUCCUUGGCCUUGCCUGAGGGGAUGGGACCACUCCCCAUCUGCAUUGUGUGUGGGACUGAUCCAGGAGGUGUUCCUAUGUGUGCAGGAGGGAAGGGAUGUGUCUUCUGGGGUCUGACUCCUGUCUGUCUGUCUGUCCAGCUCUGAUCUGUGAGUGCAUCCCUUGGAUUGUGCAAUAACCAGGCUUGAUUUCCCUCUGAAUUUAAAGCAGUGCUUUGAAGUCGAGGCUCCCCUUUCUCCAGGGACUGUACUGGUGAUGGUGUAGGAGUGAAGAGGCAGAGCUGGCCUCUGACUUUCUCUUUUCAGAGGGAUGGUUGACUUCAGAAGGGGAGGGAGGCUGUGAUGAUACCAGAGAUGCUGAGAGGAGGGAGGUCACCAGCUUGCUGAGUGUGUUGAAUGUGCAAACAGCUGUAGAUUGAACUGGUAAAUGCCACCAGGGUAUGUUCACAUGGUAAAUGUCCCUGCUCUGCUGGUAGUGUACCCCUGCACAUGAUGGCUGAACCACAUGGGAAAACAACUCAGGAGUUUUUCUGAGUUGCAGUCCAGGGGUUUUAGGUGGUUUGGCAGUUUAGAAACUUGUUUAAGUUGUCCUUGCUUGGCACAGUGGCCUUAAUUCCUCCCAGCUCAUGAGUUGGCACUGACAUUCAGCCAGAUCGUCCACAGGUGACUGUUUGAAUGUGUGUCCUGGCCAGCUGUCCGUGCAGGAUGAGGACUGGCUGGGCCACCUUGAGCUUGAGGCACUUGGGCUGGGCCUCUGCAUCCUUUUUCUUUUCCUGCUGAGGAACUGGACCAACCCCAGCUACUGAAAUCAGAAAAUCACCAAAUAUGGGGUAGGAAUUGUGGAAGAUGGGACAAGUGAUAGCUUUUUUCACCCCUCACUCCUUCUCUUCCCACAAUUCCCCCAAGAAAAGUUUCUCCUUUUUUUUUUCAUGUACCACAGAUAAUUUUGGAAAAAUUUUGGAAUUGUUCAUUUUAGGGGAAAAGCAGGGGGAAAAUAUAUGCUACUGUAAGCACACAGCAGUGUCCUCUAUGCUUGUUUUACACUUGUAGUCUUGUGGCUGCUCUGCACAGCAGAGAGGGAUUACAGAAGCAAAGGUGUAAAGUGCUGUUGCUCUCAUAAAAUAAAUCCCUUGAGAUUCUGAGGGAGGCACAAGCCUGGCCUGGCUCUGUUCCUUACCUGGCCUUGACAGAUGCUCAUAUUCCUAAAGAGUCAGGGUUGGAUUUCAGAUCCUCUCCCUUCCUGGUUUUAUAACCUGAAGAAGAGGCAUCCUGAAGAGUCUUCUGUUUAGUUGUACCAUAGCAAGGCCUGGUUGUCCUUAAAUUUUGUCAGCUCGUCCUUAAACUUCAGUUAUUGUGAAAGUGCUGUGUCAACCCAGCUGCUUCUGGUCAAGUGAAUUUCUGUAGAUUUGAGAGUACUUCAUCUUCAAAAUGAAGGCAAAUUAAUAUGAAAUUACACAAAAGGACAGAGGUGAAUCUGAAACCCAAAGCAGCUCAAAAUCAGCUUGCUGAUAGCUGUGGGCAGGCUGUGUCCCUGGUGUUUGCACAGCACGUGCCUGGCACACAGCCUGCCUUCAGGAGCUGAGAUCUUGAUGAAAAUAAAAGUUUUUAUCAAAGCUGCUGAACCGCCUGGCUUAUGAACUCCUCCAGAACACACCAGGCAGCUUGGUGGCUUUGCAGUAUUUCUGGUGCCUGCAUGACUCAGUAAAUGCACAAGUACAGGAGUGAGGGGUCUGGGGAGGUUUUUUCCUGUUUUAACUGGAGUUUCUCUGUUCCAUAAAUGCUGUGGCCGUGCAGCCUGCAUGGGCUCUGCUACCAUGCAUGUGCCAUGCAGAGUGGAAGAUGCAAUAACAAAUGCAAGUUGUUACAAGUGCCAAACUUUUGGGUUCUUCUGUGUAUAACAAUAAUUCAACUGUUCUAAAAUACAGAGAAGCUGAAAAUUCACUGUGUUCCAAAAAAGAGCAGUGGUUCUUUUUUUUUUUUUUUAAUUAAUGCUAUUGAAAGCAAUGUAAAUCUACUUUUUUUUAAAUACUAUUCUGCAGGUUUGUGUUACUCUUCACAGCUGCCUUGAGUAUCACUUCAUGUGAUGCAUAUGGACACUUUGCUCUUUAUUAGAGCACUGGUGCCAUGCAAGUAUAUAAUAAAAAGCAGCUGACAACAGGCUUUAGUAUUUAAAAUUAUAACUCUUUAGAUUAAGUGCAAUUUGUUUGCAUUAAUCGACCUGCAGAAAGGAAACUGUGCCUCGGGAAGUGUGGCUGUGCCCAGGGACGCAGGCAGACUGAGCAUUGUAACUAAGAUGUGGUUUGGUGCCACUCACAGCGCUGCUUUCCAAGGAAUUAUAUUUAAUUUAGUGUUAAAUGGAUCCUUUCUGCCUCUAAUUUAGCACUGAGGAUUUGGGGGUUGUGUUCACUUUAGCUCUUUGGAGUACUUAAACGACUACUUCAGGUGGGUGGGAGGGGUGUUAAUUGCAUCCGUGUUUGUAGAAGCUGCUAUUUCCAUCUUCCCAAAGGAGUAUUUCCUUUUCCCCUCCAGGACUGAGUGCAGGCCUGUGUUUCAGUCACUGCUGCAGCCUUUUGACAUUUGCCAUUUGCUGUUGCUCUUCCUUGUUUUUUCUUGGAGCCGGGAGCUGUGUCUAUAGGGUCUGUGUUUCCAGGGCACAUCACCUGUGAGAGAAAAGCACAGGGCUUGGGAAGGUGAGCCAGUAAAAGCUGAAGGCAGUGGAGUUUGGGGGAAACUGUUAAUUUUCUGAGUGCUCUGAAGUUUAUUAAUAAGUUUGGCACCUGCUCUCCAUCAUCCCCAUGGGUUUUGGUGUGUUGUUUGAUUUUCUUUUUUCUCUUGGAAGUUCCUUGCUGUAGGACAGAUUGCAGCCAGGGUUUAAGGUGACAUCUCUGAGCAGCCAUGCCCAGCAUGAUUCUGCACUCUGACUGCUGCUGUGUUCCAGCAAUCAAUUCCCUCAAAAUCUUGAUGAACAGGUUACCUAAAAAUAUAGAAUAGAGCAAUGCAAAGCGCCCAACUAGAUAAACACCUGCUUAAGAGGGUGAAGGAUAAUAAGAGAAUUAAACUAUAAGCUACUACCAACAGGUGAUUAUGUUGAAAAUUUACAAAUACAAAAUAGAAUUUUUAAAAAAUUACUUAUUCUAGGUAGCUGCUUCUUAGUUAUAAAAGUAUUUACAAUACAUAAAGGACUUCUAUAGAAUAACAUUUGGAGGUGAUUUGAAAUACUCUAUUGAAAUGUCUCGGAAAGUGAGCUGGAAGAUUGGAGCUUUUCAAUGGAAAAAGGCUAAAUCUUGGUGCCCAACAGUUUUGCAGGGUUCCUGUGAGCAGAGAACAUAUUCUGCCAGAGCACUUCAGUACAUGAAGCUGCUCAAUGCCACUGCCUACCUGUGCCCUUGAUGAAAUGAGGGUGUUUUGAGCCCUGGUAAAAGCUGAUGGGUCUGAUUACAAUAAUAGAAAGAAACAUCCCUUGUGUAAUUAGUGUUAUUUUAUUGAUAAAACAUGAAUUGAAUUUUUUUUUAAUAUUGGGGCCUUUUGAAUUGCCACCUUAGGCACUUGAUUUAUUUGAUUUUUUUAAAAAAAUUGUUUCACUUUCCUCCAUUUCUUUUGAGUUAAUGCUGAGACAUCCUCAGUUUUUGUUGAGGGCAAGUUUCUUUAAUCUGUAGUUGUAAACCCUGUCAGAGCCUGACAGACCCCCUGCCACAGGCUCUGCAUUUGUUUCACAAGUGUCACUUCUGUGCAUUCUGUUAUUGGGCUGCCACCUCUGCCAAUUUCAGAACAGGGAAAAAAACCCUGUGGAACAAUUUUGUACCUGAUGAAAGCAAGAGCCGUUUUGGAAAGUUUAAGUUUACAUCUGCAAUUGGCAGUGUGCUACAAAAACCUGAUCCUUGGCUGGGCUUGAAGUUCUGUCCUGAAUGAUCUCACAUGCAAAAGCUUUGGGUUUUAUUAAUCUGCUUUAUUAAUUUACACAUGAUAGCUGGAAAGCAUUGUUAUCCCUGGCACUUGUUUUACUGUUUUUAUGUCUUAAAAAGCAUAUUUAUUAGAGUGAAUACAGCAGUACACAGGGGUAUCUGCCUUUCAGAGCUGGUUUUAAACUAGUCAAAGGACUCCUUUGGAUUGCUUAGAGAACAUGAGGUCUGUUCUAGCUUUUGUUUGCUUGGGGAAACACCUGCUAAGUCAAUUUUAAGCUUUUUUUUUUUAAAUCCUUGACUUCCACAACCUGAUUGGUUUGCUUCUUGCAAUUGUAACACUGAGACUGCAUUUUGCAAUACAUGGUGAGUGUUCUGUGCUAUCUGGGUUACAUGAUGUAAACAGCAAGCUGUGUUCUGGGGGGCUCCUGGAAGCUCCUUACCAGUGCUAAGGGUUGGAGAAGGUUCUGUACAAGAUUCUCCUUAUGCUGCACAAGCCUUGCUGUGAGUGGGCAAGAGGCUGGGCUUGGUACAGAACUCAUGGAAUUGCCACUGCUGGCUGCCCUCGGUGUUUGGACCCCCAAAGCCCAUUGGGGCAGGUCCUGGGUGUUCCAUGCACAUUUCCUCUGGCCUCAGGUGUUUUUUCUUUUGCUGUCACUAACAGGAUUUUGUUUUCACUCUCCCUCUGAACACACAGCCUGUGCCCAUGGUCCCUGAGAGCACAACUGUGGGUCGGAGGGUGGCCACACCAACUUGCUCCCUGUGGCUUUUGCACAUCCCUGCACAUCAGUGUGUGUGGGGACAGUGCUUGGCACACAAUGAAAUGACUUUUCAUUGAGCUUGUGAAACUGAUGCCAGCAGGUCAGAGAUCACCUGAACACCUGUAAGCAAACCUGCAGGUAGAGCAGGUGCAGCCCAGUCCCUCAUGUGUGUCACUGUGGCUGGAAGGGCUGGUGCCUUGUCCUGGGAGAAAAAGCCCCUAUUCCCAGCUACCUCAUUUCUUGCACUUUGUCAAAUAUUUUUUGUUUUGUUUUAAAUUGCAUUUUGUCCUUCAAUUAAAAAAAACCCUAAAUGCAGACAAGAAGCAGGACAGAAUGGUACCAUUGCCCAAGGACAGUUUAAUUUCAUUUUAAAUUAAUGUUUCUGUACAAAAAGACCAAGGUUGACCUGCAGCUGCUGUAAAAAGUAAAUAAAAAUUUCUAUUACUUGAAAGUAUCUAUUAUACUUGGAAAUGAGAGUAGCAAUUGAAAGGCUGUCCUGAUUUUUAAAUAGGAAAAGAUCUGUUAAAAAAAUAGAAGUCUCUGCUCUUUUAAGGACAGAUCAGAUAGUUUUCUCUCUGCCUCUACUCUGCUCUCACUGUUUUUCCUGUGAAUCUGUUAUCUCAACAGAGAGAUUGACUGAUUUUGCUGUAAUGUCUAAUUAGAUAUUUUUCUGUGGAGUUCCCCAUUUAAUCACCUGCAGAGGAAAAACUGUUCAAAUCAAUACCCACCUUCCAUACCUGAACUUAUGUCAUUGCCCAUUUCUUUGUGAUCUUCAAGUAUGUGGGGUUUUGUUUAGAUUGAAGAAGUUUUUUAAAAAGUUUUUUCUUCUGCUUCUAAAGGUGCUAUUUUGACAUAGUUUUGAAUUCCUUACACUGUGCUUGCCUCCUGAAAGUUCCAAUAUAAGCUGGUAAUCAGCUUGUGUUUGUUCUGUGGAGUUUUUCUUUGAGUAUUCAGUCUCUAUUUUGAAAAGCAUCCCUUUUCAUAAAGACAGCUUCCAAACUGUCAAAGGCCUUAAUAAUACAAAAUGCAAUGGGAAAAUGCUACCUUUUUCCUUUCUGUGCAAAGGCAGAACCAAGAAAUGCUUCACAGAGAACAUCCUCCUCUAAAAUUUUGAGGAGCAGCUCAUACUAACUUUGAAUUCAAUGUAGCAAACAUUUUAGUGGCCAUGCACAAAUAGUAGGGGUGAAACAAGGAGCUAUUCAUAACUCUGCAGACAGUACCAAUUAGCUGCUAAUUCCAGAGCCUUUCAUUAGCAUCAUGGUGGCUAUUCCAUAAAUAUUAACCUUCCCAGGCUUGGUCCCAGGACCUGGCUGUGUGUCUGGGACACGCUGCCCCAUGUGGCUGGCAGAUCACUGGGAUGUUGUGAGUGUGGGGUUUGUCUCAGACCCCUCCUGCUCAGCCCCUCAAGCUUUGGGUGCCACAGGUGCCCAGGAGGAAGAAGGAGGGGAGUUCCCAAUGCUGCCUUUGCAGUGACAUUGGCUUGGGCACUCCAAGGAGAGGCUCUUGUAGACACAAGCCAUGGAGGAGAGGGCUGAAUUUUAGUCCUGUGUAGGAACUUCGCUGUUGUCCUUUUUGUGCUGUCUUUAUUUUUGUUUGAUCUGUCUCAUCAGUUUGGUUUAGGCAUUUGGUAACACUGCUACAGGAAGGCUUUUCCUUCUGUGAAGCACACAAUCCUACUCCUGCCCUGUCUGCAGCAGCAGGAAGGAUCAAGGGUUGAUAUUUGAAUUUGUCCCAUCUCCAGACAGCAGGUUAUUUAUUGCCUUCUCAUAGGCUCUGCAGUCCCAGUGCUGUAGCAUUUCUCAGUCAUGUUAAUCUAAGAGCCUUUUGAAAAGAGUCCAGAGGCUGCCUUGUCCUUCUCCUUCACAUGUUGGGUGCUGCCCUCUGGACCAUCUGAACUCAUCCAGGCUGUCACUGCAGAGGAGCCACCAGUUGGUGGCCUCACAGAAGUAUCUGUGUUACCUGCAGAAUGUCUGAAAAUCAGCUGAUAAAUGAAGGGACAUGGACAAACUCUACUGAGCUUGCAAAUUCCUGAUCCUCUCAUUCUAGGGAAGGCUGAGGAGCAGCAUCAUUCCAUGACUUGCAGUUGCUCUCUGCUGCACAGGUAAGGAUGAGUCUGCACUGUCCCUUACAUAAGGGUAAGAUAUAAAGAUUUAUGGGCUGUUGUAGCAGAUCUACUAUUUUGUAUUUGCUCUAUUUAAAUCUGAAACUUCUGGAGCUGUGGAACUGUGGGUUCUGGAACUAUGUCUGCUGUGUGGAACCACAGGUACUGGCCUAAACAGCUGGGGAGCUUCUGGCCACCUGUUUUUCCACUGCACUUUUUUUUUUUUUUUUUUUUGAAAAACCAGAGAUGUGAAACUGCAUCCCAGUUUGUAUGCCCACUGCUCCAUAAUCCAGAGUGAGAGCCUGAUAAGCUGGAAUUGUUUUACCUUCAAAAGGAAAAACUAAAAUUUCUUCACAUUAGAUGCUCUAUCUUCAGAGUUUUCCCUCUGUAAACCGUGUUUAUUGAGUUCCAUGAAUCUUGUGGGAUUGGGUUAAAUAAUAUGAAUAUGUAUUAUAAGAGUGAUAACUAGUGUACUUAGUCUGACUUUGUAUGGUACAAAUACUCUAUUUUAUCUUAAGAGAAUGAAACAACUAUUGAAUAAUCCAAUUAUAUCUGUAUUCCAUGAACCAAGUAAUAGGAGGGUGUUGGAAUGUGAUGUCACAUUGCUGCCACUCUCCUAAAGGUUCAGUGUACUGUCAAAUCUAGGAUCUUGAUAUUUACCAUGAUAUUGUCAGAAUAUAUUGCCACUUUUUCUACAAAAGGCACAUUGGUCUGGUGAGGUAAAAGCUCUCACCUCUUGUUUACCACCUGUGGCAUGCAACUGGACAGCAAGGGUUAUCCCCAUCAUCCAGCUGUGGUGCUCUGACUCCUGUAGUACAGAUGUGGUUACUGUUACAGGCUUUUUAUGUGUCUACUUGUUCUGUGGGUCCUUCUGUGCUUUGUGUGGGAAUGGAGUUUUAGCUUUUAUGUGUCCACCCCAAAAUCUUUAGAAAUGAAUUGAUUAAUCGCUUAGGGCCAGGGUUGGGAAUGCUCUGAUCAGAGUAUGUUGAGUUACUUCUGUUUAAAACAGGGAAAAAUAAGACAUAAAUGCUCUUUGACCUCAAUCAAACUAUGCAAUACAGCACAUCAGAGAGCUGAAUUCCUUGUGAUACAGAAGUGCAGCUCCUGUGUCCUUCCAAACCCAGUCCUUGGUCCAAGGUUAGGAGAGCUUGUACUCAAUGGCUGCCCAAGAAUCUCGUAUCCAGAUCAACCCCAGUGCACUGCUUUUCCUCCUGCCCCCUCGCAGGCCUAGCAGUUUAUGGGUCAGCUUCUUGGUCAGGUUCUUGGGUAUUUUGGCUGAGAAUGAUGUGAUCUCCAAGUGCAUCCCAUCCUGUUGUCCCAUGGUGUUGUCAGCUGGAAUUGUCCCAUGACCCCACCAGUGCGGCUUUGCCCGCUGGGGCCACUUCACUCCAUUUGCACCUCCCUGCCCCAGAGCAUGUCAGGUGUUUGGGGUUUGCUGUGCUCCCUGGCUUGGUGUUGUCUUGUUUUCCCAGUGUCAGUCAAUUGUGGACCUGGUGCUUACAGUAAAAAAUCCCUGUGAUGUCUCAAAUCCAGUCCAAGUACGUUUUCAUUUCUGCUGCUUCUGUGUGAGUUUGAUUUUUCUGCUUCUGUGGCAAUUCAGGGAUAAAUGCCCAUGUGGUCAGGACUGUUGGUAAGGGUUCUUUGUUCUCCCAUUGCUUCAUUUUUCCAGUGAAAUUUGUUCCUUGUGUUCCUCUUCUUCCCCCUGUUAAAAAACGGGUACAGAUUUUCCUGGUUCUGCCUCCUGUGAGGAGCUCUCCUCUCCCAGGUGAUCACGAAUUUUUCAUUUACUUAACCCUGGACCCUCCCUGGGCCUCAUACAGUUUCUGCCUAACUCCCUUCACUGUUUUGUCUCUCUUUCAUUCAGAUUGACCUAGAUUUCUUUCUCUGAUUCCAAAAAGGGAUUUUGGUGCAUUACCUGGGAGACAAGCAGGAAAGCUCUCUCUGCAGGUGUCUGUGUACAUCCAUUCCCUCCCCAGCACACGCAGUGUAAGGGGCUCAGCCUGUUCCAUUCCUUCCCCCAGGUUUUUCCUAGUGCUAAGCAGACCACAGGCUUGAACCUGUUUCUUAUUUCUUUUGGUAACUGAAAAUAUUAGGAGAUUUUUUUCUGUGGGAAUAGCCACUGCAGAUGAGCAGCUGGCAUGAGAGAGGGUUGUUAUGCUUCCAUAUUCAGUAUUUUUAAUUGAGGAACAAAUAAUUUAUUUUGGGGGAAAAAAUGUAAAUUUUUUUGUAUUUGUAUGUCAAAGUGGCCUUUAUAGGAAAAGCACAUAAAAUAUUUAGAUUAAAAUUGCUUAGUUGUGUAAUUUCAGUGGGGAUUUUUGUAUUGACAGGGUUUCUAUGCAUUUUUCAAAAUAUACUUGCUGUUUUGUGUUAGAAUUAUUGGAAAUCUUUUUAAAAACAUGUAUUACCACGUUUUCCAUGGUUGUUCCCUUUACUAUCAUUCCUUUUGAAUACUAAAAAAGAUUUUAAUUAACCCUGUAAAUUAAUUUUCCCCCACAAAUAUUUGCAUUAAGUCAAUAUAAUGAGUUAUAGCAUGGGUAUGUAGCUUUAAGGGAAUAAGCCUAGUAGUGCAGCUUAAUUCUGGAGAGAUGAGUUUGCAGAAGGGCAGUACAGCAGCAUUUCUAUUGCACUUAAAGCACUAAAUUAGGAAAUUAAAUUUUUGCUGUACCUCACUAGGGUUUUAUUAAACCAUGUCCAUCCUGUAUUGUUUACACUUGAGCAUUAUUUAACAAUGUAUUAUUUGUGCAGUUUGCAGUUCUCUGUUCUGUAGGGAUUAUGUGAACAUUAACAGGUAGGAAAAGUUCUGGAGUGUGUGGUGUCCUCAUGGGCUUGACAUGAGUUUGGGGAGGGAGGAGAGAGGAAAGUUAGAUCCAUUAGUGUAUUUUUCCAUUUAAUUAUCUACACAUUUUCACUUUAGCUGAGACUGAAUAUAUGAACUUACAGUUGAACUGUGAGUAAAAUCAGUGGUUUGGGGGUGGGGGAAAUGAAGGGGUUGCAGAACUUCAGGCAAAAACCCUUUAGUUGCACUGUGGUACAACUGCCCUGACUGCCUGUGCAAAGCAUAGCCUGAGGGGAUACAUCAGACCCUGCUCUCAUUACUCUGGUUUUACUUUCUCUUCUUGAGGUGUUGCUGCAAGGUUUGCUAAGCAGGACCUUCCCAGGAAUGUCUAUCAACUGAGACUUGAGUUGUAUCAUUUUAUGUUUGUAGUUCUAAUUUUUGUUCUUGUUUCUGUUUCGUAGGAGAUCCCACAUCUUCACAGGUUAGUGUAAGUGUAGGCUUUCAGGUGUAGCACCAAAUGAGUGUUUCAUGCAACCAUGCAUUCUGUAAUUGAAGAAAAAUGUGCAAUUCUAAUGGCACUUUGACCCAUUGCUGAAACACUGGGUUUUACAAUUGAACAAACUCAACAAUUGAAAACACUCUGUGUCUUCAUUAGAUGUCUUGAAGGUGAAGUAAAAGGCAGUUACUCCAGUUGUACCCAUACAUAAUUUUGUAUUGAUUUUUUAAAAAUAGUUUUAUGAUCUGUUUUUAGAAAAACACUCAUUUCUUGGUUUACUUUAGUUGCCAUAAAUUGCCCAGUGCAGAGUCUGGUCCACUUCCAUUCAUUUAUUUUCAUAGAGUAGUUGCACAAAAACUGGUAACAGCUAAGCAGGAAAGCUCUUUGGUUUCUCACCAGUAGCUUCCUUUGCAGAAUAGCUUUGUGGCUCUCACAUGGUAUGAAAAGGGACACAGGAAUUUUCCUGGAUUCAGUAGCACUCGCUUUGUUUACGUGUUCAGUAGAACGUUGGGUAACUAAAGGGAGGCUCCCUUUUUAAAGUAUUUGACUUGUGCUUUGAGGACUUAGUUGCCACUGUGCAAAUUGUGCUGUAAUAUUGUACCAAGGAUCAGUGAAAGUGUUUUAUCUUUUUUAAUGUCGUUUGUAUUUGACCGGGUUUUAUAAAUGUAAGAAAACAGAGUGUUGUAUUUUGAUCUGAAAUUUGCGUAUGGUAAAAGUAACUUUGCUUUAUGUAUCGGAGGUUUGUUCAGAACUUGAAUCAUUUUAUAGAAGGGUACAGACCAAAAUUAAUUGUCUUAAAGGUGUUUAAUAAAUUAACCAAAUAAAACAUUGAUUGUUUGAAAACUU
Catharus ustulatus (Swainson's thrush) is the source of this 15255-nucleotide messenger RNA. It is a transcript of the gene GAN, whose product is annotated as gigaxonin. Lineage: Eukaryota; Metazoa; Chordata; Aves; Passeriformes; Turdidae. Gene Ontology annotation, cellular component: Cul3-RING ubiquitin ligase complex. The transcript has 11 exons. Gene Ontology annotation, biological process: regulation of cytokinesis; protein ubiquitination; cytoskeleton organization. Bases 13 to 1806 code for a protein of 597 amino acids. Gene Ontology annotation, molecular function: ubiquitin-protein transferase activity; cullin family protein binding. The record is from RefSeq and is a predicted model, not a curated record.